Molecule: messenger RNA, 3144 nt
Organism: Funneliformis caledonium
Lineage: Eukaryota; Fungi; Glomeromycota; Glomeromycetes; Glomerales; Glomeraceae
Source: the annotation of a GenBank genome assembly
AUGGCGUCUACGUACAUUUCACCGGAUUUGAAUCAUGUCGGUACUAGCCAUGCUGAUGGUUACUUAGCUAUAUGGAAGGUUGAUGAUAACAUCGUCGAAAUAAUUGAUUUUGGUAAAGCAUUAGACAAAGAAAAAGAAAGAGCACGGAAAGCGAAGGCAGCAGCCGAGCAUAACCGAAAGAAAUACGCUGACGCAAAAGAUACAAUAGACGAAAAACUAAAGAAAGAAGAAUUAAAUAAGUCCGUCUCGUUAAUUGGAUUAUCAAACAAUAAAUUAAUGAUCUGUGAUGUUGAGAAUCCAUUUAUACAAAAUAUGGAAACUUUUAAAGAGAUAUCGAUAAGACCUCAUCCAACUAAAGAAAGUUUUUUACGAUUUCUUCCAAAUGGAGAUCUUUUAUUGCUACUAUUUCCGUAUAUUUAUAUAUAUUCAGAAGCAUCCUUAAGAAAUUCAACAAAUUCACCGUGUUCAUAUAUAUCAAGACAUUAUCUUUGGGGAGUAGAAGAGAUCAAGAUUGAUCAUAAAGUUCAAAUGUAUAAAAGAAUGUAUUUCACUCUCGAAGAUCAAAAUGUCUUGCUUCAAUUAAAUUUUGAAACGAUGAGCAUAGAAAAUUAUUAUAACAUUUUAGCAAUUACUGAAAACAUUGUUAUUGGUUCCAGGGAUUGUGAAUGGAAAAUAGCGGUGAAUAGCGAAGAAAGUUUAAUCGCAAUACAUUUAAGAUCGGGAGAAGGAAUAUCUUGGAUACAUGUAUUUUCAACGAAGAACGGCCUUCGGAUUUCAUCAAAGGAAGGCAAUUUUAACAUUUCAGAAAUGCAAUUUAUUACCACCAACGAUACUGAAAUUUUGGUAUUAUUUGAACUUUGUGUAAAAGUCACUUACACGAUGAUGAAUCCUUAUGACCUUUCAUACGAGUUUAAGCGUGUAUUUGAAUUUCAAAUACCUGAUGAGAUUGCAAGUUACAAGAUUGUCAAAGCUUCUUCAUCGCAAUGUAAAUUUAUGUUGCUUACUAUUGAAAAUCAAAUCAAAAUGGUCGACUUUAAGUGCAUUUUUGGGGAAAUAUAUGAUAAGGACCCAUAUCAAGUUAUUGAUUCGAGCUUCAAAGACAUCAAAAAACCUUGCGACAAUUUGAGAAAAGGGAAAAAAUUAACAUGGCAAACAGAAUUGAAAGGUUUAAAAGUUUUAAAAGAUGGUUAUAUGGAUCAUAUCGACUUUGAUCGAGAUUUUAAUUUGCAAAAACAUAAAAUUUUAAGUAAUGAAGAUAUAGUACUUUAUUCUGAUAAUAAGAUUUAUAUUUUUGGUUUUAACGAAAAAACAAAUACCAUUAUACCUAGAUAUUAUCAUAAUAAUUUUGAAGUAUUUUGUGAGAGUGAAAAUCUUCCAUUACCAAGCAUAACGCAUUUAAAUGAAUUACCAUUCCAGAAAUUCCAGAAUAAAUCGGAUUUGGUUUGUGAAAUUCUUAGUUCUAGAAAGAAUCUCAUAGAAAUGAGUGAUGACAUUAUUGACCAUGCUGUGAAUCAGAAGGGAAUCGAAACGUUGGAGAUUUGCCUUAACAAAUUAUAUGAAACGAUUUCUGCCGAUAUUAUUACGAAUUUUAGAUUUUGUAGUCUUAUCACAAAAUAUUUGAAUAAAUUGAAUAUAGUUCCUUAUUAUUACUCAAAAUUCCUUUUUAUUACGUGUUUUAUUCCGAAUCCAUAUGUGAAUAAAUCUUAUUUAUCUGAUAGAAAUAAGUUGGGAUUUGCAACUUAUCCUACCGAAUAUAACUUUUGGAUGGAAAUCUUAAGGCCAAGUGAUAACCCAUUCGUCACUUUGGAUGACAAAGCAUUUUAUGAUAGUUGGAAUGCUGAGGCAUUACUUAAUUUCAAAUGGAAUUCAUUUGGAAAAUUUUAUUAUUUUCUUUCUUGGGUAUUAUUUACUAUUUUCUUGCUCUCUUUCGGAAUUGGAUCAACCUUGUCUCCACCUUAUAUGUCAGAUGAUACAAGAAAUGUUUUUUUAAGAAUCAGCAUUAUUUUUGGUGUAUUUCAUGUUUUUCAUGAAGUUAGACAGAUUAUUUGGAAUUGGUACAGAUAUUUUACAGAUUUAUGGAAUUGGUUUGACCUUUUCGCAUAUAUUGUCCCAGUGUUUACCGCCAUCAUGUGGUUAAAUCAUGAAAAACCUUCAUUGCGACUGAUUUCUAUAUCAAAUCUAUUUUUACACUUUAAAUUUAUAAUAUUUUUGCGAGCAAUUGAUUAUUUUGGCUCUAAUUUUACCAUUAUUAUUGGUGUAGCUAAAAGGAUAUUCUCUUUCUUACUGAUCUUAUUGCUUAUUAUCAUUGGCUUUGCACAUGCGUUUUUCAUUAUUUUGACUCCAAAAGAGGAUUACAAUUUGAUUGUACCUUCCAAUAAUGACGAUCCAAAUAAUCCUUGGAAUCUUGUUACGAAAUAUCAGUCAGUUUCAAAUGGCAAAAUUCUUUCAGAGACAGCUUUUAGUCAACAACCUGAUUCUAAAUCAAAUCAAUUUACCACUUAUAAAACCUCACUCUUGGCCAUGUAUUUGUUUUUAACUGGAGAUUCAUCAGCAAUUAGCUCAUGGACAUACCAGGAAAAUCCAUUCUUGACAGUGCUGUUAAUUAUGUUUUCAUUCUUGGUUGUAGUUUAUCUAAUGAAUUUAUUCAUUGGAUUGCUUAAUUUAGAAAUUGAAGGAAAUCGAACACAUUUCCUGUUUGUACUACAAAAAGCAAAAGUUUUGGCUGAAAUUGAACUUUUUUAUCUGUUUCCAAAUCAACGGAGGUGGAAUCAUUGGUUUCCGGAUACGAUCUUCUAUGAGAUACCAAUUGAAGAUGUUCAACAAAGACUUACAGAUAUAAGUCAUAACCCAGCAUUGAGUAAAGCAAUAUAUAUUUCUGAUAAAUUGAGAGAGUUGGCUGACUUGAAGGAUCAAAGUCAAAUGACAAAAGCUGAUUGUGAAUAUUUAAUAAACAAGAUGAAAGCUGACUAUGAAUCUUUAUUAAAAAAGACGAAAACUGAUAAUGAAGGUUCAAUGAAUAGAUUUAUGACCAAAGAUGAUUGGAAUAAUUCUAAACAAGAAUUUCUGUAUGAAAUUAAAAACCUUUUAAUUGAUAAAAGUGUUGAUGAAGAAAGUAGAAAAGAUAAUCAAAACACUUUAAUAUGA